Molecule: messenger RNA, 2148 nt
Organism: Striga hermonthica
Lineage: Eukaryota; Viridiplantae; Streptophyta; Magnoliopsida; Lamiales; Orobanchaceae
Source: the annotation of a GenBank genome assembly
AUGGCGGCAAGACAGCGAUUUUUCCCCAGUAAGAAAAUCACCAGACCAUUUCGGAGUUUUUCGACUCAGGACCCUUGUAAAUACUCAUCUAGUUCUCAACAGAUCCUUUCUUCGGAUACAUUUCUGCUGGAAAAGAUUUUGUGGGCUCUUAAACGAGGUCAGUCCACCAACUUCCAAUUUUUUAAUCAGCUGAACCCAUCAACGUACGCGCAGGUUCUUUACCAAUGUCGUGAUGAUUUGCAUACUAGUCAGAAGUUUAUUGAUUUAAUUUCGUCGAAUUAUCCGAAUUUUAAGCAUUCGUCCCUGUCAUUAAGUGCCGCCCUACAUUUAUUAGUGAGGAACAGAAGAUUAUCAGAUGCGCAGGCUUUCAUUCUGAGAAUGAUUAGGAGGAGUGGGGCUUCUAGAGUUGAAAUUGUCGAUUCUUUGCUAAGUACUUACGAGAAAUGUGGGUCGAGUUUAUAUGUUUUUGAUUUGUUUAUCAGGACUUACGUGCAAGCUAGGAAGUUUCGGGAGGCUGUCGAGGCAUUUAGGGUUUUACAAUUUCGAAAUGUCAGUGUUUCUGUUAAUGCGUGCAAUAGUCUCUUAGGCGGGCUUGGUAAAAUAGGGUGGUUUGAUUUGGCACUAGAGGUGUUUGAUGAGACUGUGAGAGUUAGAGCAGAUUUGAAUUCCUACACUCUCAAUAUCAUGGUAAAUGUGUUGUGUAAGGACGGUAAGAUAGAGAAAGCAAAUGAUUUUGUAGAGGAGAUGGAGAAAAGAGGGAUCUUUGCUGAUAUCGUGACUUAUAAUACGUUGAUCAAUGCUUAUUUUCGUAAAGGGGAAAUUGAGAAAGGUUUAGAGAUGGUGAGUUUGAUGCGAGACAAGAAUUUGGAGCCAUCUCAUUUGACUUAUAACUCGAUGAUCAAUGGCUUGUGUAAAAAUGGGCACUAUGAGAGGGCAAAGGGCGUUAUACACGAAAUGACGGAAAAUGGGUUGCAAGCGGAUGUUACUACUUACAACACAUUGCUGGUCGAAUGUUGCAAGAAAAGUAAUUUGUCGGAGGUUGAGGGUGUUUUUAAUGAAAUAUUUGGUUGUGGUCUGGUCCCGGAUUUAGUUAGCUACAGCUCGGUUAUCGGGUUUUUCUCAAGAACAGGGGAUCUCGUGCGGAUGAUGUCUUAUUACGAGGACAUGAAAAAUAAAGGCCUGAUGCCCGACAAAAUCGUUUAUACAAUUUUAAUUGGUGGGUUUUGCAGGCACGGUGCCAUGUCAGAUGCUCUGAAAGUACGCAAUGAGAUGAUGAAAAUUGGGUGCCAGGUGGACGUGGUGACUUAUAACACUAUAUUAAAUGGUCUGUGCCGAGAAAAAAUGCUUGUUGAGGCGGACGCCCUUUUCAAUGAGAUGGUGGAGAGGGGCGUUUUCCCUGAUUUUUGCACUUACACGACUCUAAUAAACGGGUACUGCAAGACUGGAAAUAUGGAUAGAGCAUUGAACUUAUUCAGUUGCAUGUUUCAGCGAAACUUGAAACCUGAUGCGAUUACGUAUAAUACGCUGGUCGAUGGGUUUUGUAGGAUGGGUGAUAUGGAAAAAGCUGUCGAGCUUAAAAACAACAUGAUUACAGAAAACAUAAAUCCUAAUUACAUCACAUACGGCACGUUGAUUAAUGGAUUUUGUAAUGGUGGCUAUUUAUCAGAUGCGUUUGAAUUGUGGAACGAAAUGGUCGACAUGGGUAUGGAGCCCAACAUCAUCAUAUGCAAUUCCCUUGUGAAGGGCUACUGUAGGCAUGGGAAUCCCGGUAAAGCGCUUGAUUUUCUGAAUAAGAUGAGGGGAAGAGGGAUUUUUCCAGACUGCAUCACUUACAACACCAUGAUACACGGGUUCAUGAAAGAGGAGAAUGCUGAUGUGGCUUUUUGCUUGAUCAGUCAAAUGGAGAGAGAAGGUCUGAAGCCCGACCUAAUUACGUAUAAUGUUGUUUUGGAUCAGUUUUGUAAGCUCGGUAGAAUGCAAGAAGCUAGCAAGAUAUAUGCGAAGAUGAUUGAGAGGGGCUUCAGUCCCGGUAGGUCGACUUAUACAUCGUUGAUAAAUGGUUAUGUCUCACAGGAAAAUAUGCAGGUGGCUUUUAGGUUUCAUGAUGAGAUGCUGAGGAGGGGUUUUGUGCCUGAUGAUAAAUUUUAG